AUGACACUACAAUCAUACAAGGAAAUAGCUUCGAAGAAGAGGCUUGAAAGAGAUUUGAAAUUUAAUAAAAAGUGGUUGAUUCUCGAAGAAAAACUACCAGGGAAGGAAGUGAAGGAUGUUCUUACAUGGCCAGUGAAAUCUGGUUAUUUGAGCGAGAAAGAGAUUGCAAUCACAGAGUCGUCCUUGGUAGAAAUUGCUGAAAAAAUCAAGAGUAAAACCUGGACAGCGUAUGAUGUUGCCAGUGCAUACUGCCAUAGAGCUUCUAUUGCACACCAAUUGGUGAAUUGUUUAUCAGAAGUUUUUUUCGAGGAGGGUUUGCAGCAAGCCAAGGAGCUGGAUGAGUAUUAUGAAGCUACUGGUAAAUUGAAAGGGCCAAUGCACGGAUUACCAAUAUCAUUAAAGGACAAUUUGAAUGUUAAAGGUCAGGCAACGACGAUUGGGUUUGUGGGAUUUGCAUUUGAGCCUGAAAAGUUUGAAUAUGACUCUCAAUUGGUUGCCACUCUCAGAGACAUGGGUGCUGUAUUCUGUUUCAAGACAAACGUUCCAGUUGCAAUGAUGAUGCCUGAAUCAAUCAAUUUUGUAUAUGGUAACACUGACAACCCUUUCAACAGGAGUUUGACCAGUGGUGGUAGUUCAGGCGGUGAGUGUGCGUUGGGAGCAUUGUUGGGUAGUUGUUACUGUGGUAUUGGUUCCGAUAUUGGUGGAUCGCUACGUAUACCUGCAUCUUUGCAAAACUUGUUCACUUUGAGGCCUUCCUCUGGUAGGUUUACUACUUACGGCGCAAGGUCUGGACUACCAGGUUUAGAGUCGGUUGCCAGUGUCAACGGGCCUAUUUCUACAAGGUUGGAGAACUUGGAAUUUUAUUGUAAGACGGUGGUCAAUGAAGGGAAACCAUGGUUGCACGAUCCGAAAUGUUUGGAAGUUCCGUGGAGGACAGUUGAAUUGCCAGAGAAGCUAACAUUUGCAGUACUGAAACACGACGGAGUGGUGAAGCCUUAUCCUGGCAUUAGUCGUGGUUUGGAUAUUGUCGUUGAGCAGUUGAAGAAGGAUGGGCAUGAGAUCAUUGAAUGGGAGCCAUUGCACCAUAAGAGACUGGGAGACAUCAUCACCGAGUUUUUCCUAAGUGAUGGUGGUAUUCAUUGUAAGGAUUACGCCAAUUUGACCGGGGAGCCCUUCUUCCCUUACAUGGAGAUGUACAACACGACCAAGGAAAAAGGCGUGAGUGAAUUGUGGGAUUUGCAUGCUGAGAGAACCAAGCUGUGUAAAGAAUACCUUGAUAAAUGGAAUGCUACUGCCAAGAAGACUUCGAGCGGCAAGCCGAUAGAUGCGAUUCUAUUGCCAGUGUCGGCGUACUCCGGAGUGAGUAACGGGAAGUUCAACUACGUUGGCUACACGUCUGUUUUCAACGCUCUAGACUGGGCAGCUGGUACCGUUCCUGUUACUAGAGUGGAUAAGGACAUUGACGUGAAUGACAAGGACUACGUUCCGGUGACGGAUCUGGACAAGCUGACUUACGAGGAGUACGUUCCCGAGGACGUUGACGGGGGCGCGAUCUCGGUGCAGAUUGUGUGCAAGAAGUUACAGGAGGAGAAGGUGGUGGAGUUGAUGAAGCUUGUUUCCAAGUCGAUCAACACGUUUGACUACUGGAAGAAGCAGUGA
Lachancea fermentati is the source of this 1659-nucleotide messenger RNA. Lineage: Eukaryota; Fungi; Ascomycota; Saccharomycetes; Saccharomycetales; Saccharomycetaceae. The record is from the annotation of a GenBank genome assembly.